UCAUUCGAAUAAUAUUCUCGGUGCAGUGCGUUGUGAAUCAAUAACGUCGCGUGGUGUUAUUUUAUUUUUUUCGACAAAUACGCGAAAAUUAGCAUUCCCGCGUUGUCGUAGUGCCUGAAGCAUAUUAUUAAUACAAGAGUAUAUCUUAAUCUUUGAUUUUGUUUUGAAAACAAUUUAAUAAAAAAUGGCGGUUACAAGUGACGCGCUACAUAGUACGAGGAUGGCGUCUUACGUAUCGUCUAGCGUUUAUCACGGUUAUGUCCCUAUUUUGUCAAAAGAAAAUAUGUUGAAUCGUAAAAACGAGUGCAAUAGUAACACCAGUGUACCUAGUACCACGAGUAACCAUAAUGGUUCAGCUAUGGAAACGGAUGAGGGAUAUGACUAUUCUGCGGCGUCAUGCCGUCUGAAUAACGAUUACGUGAUUCCAGAGGCGUCGUCGAGGAGGCUGCACGAGGUUAACAAUAAACAGCAAUCCUACUGUUUAUUUACAACGGAUCAACAACAGGCGGUCCAUGGCGCCGACGCGAUGCGAAGUAGGAACCGGAAACGGUUCUAUAACAAUAGCGGUUCAACGAUAGAAAUUAAAAGAUUCUGCCCAGGCAGCUGCGUUUGCUAUGGUACAGGGAGUGCAAAGGACUAUGGAUUGACCACGAUGCAUUCUGAGUCAACAUCAUUAUGCUUAAAUUCCAUCAACGAUAAAACCUUGGAUCAUUCCUCGGUUAUAACUGAAAGCUGCUGCGGGGCAGCAGGUAAUCAUAGUUUAAUAUAUAAUCCAGAUUAUAGACAAUUAUCAUCAAGCAAUGGUACUGAGUCUAGUGAUAGCAGUGUGGAACUUGGGGAAUUAUUGUUCGAGACUCAUGGAUGCUCUAUAUAUCAUCAUUACAGACAACAACAAUUUGCAAAACAUGAUAUUGAAACAGAAUUUUAAUUAGGUUCUUUAUCAUAAACUUUUUUCCAUAUCUUUCACAUUACAUUUGUAUUGAAGACCAUAUUUCUUUGUUACAUACUUAUACCCCUCCCCAAUGUGUCACUGCUCUGUUUGUGUGCAAUAAAAUAAAAAUUUACUUUUUGAUACAUAAAA
This is a messenger RNA of Polistes canadensis, 1081 nucleotides long. RefSeq lists its product as uncharacterized. The transcript has 2 exons. The coding region runs from base 185 to 928 and encodes 247 amino acids. The record is from RefSeq and is a predicted model, not a curated record. Lineage: Eukaryota; Metazoa; Arthropoda; Insecta; Hymenoptera; Vespidae.